AGUAUCUGCACCUGUGGACAUACUCACGCCACUCAAAACACUCCGCUUCCAUCAUCGGGACGCACAAAAACGGACAGUCUAGCUGAGCCAUGGCCGCAGAGGAGAAAACACCCGGGACCCAGGAAAUGCAGCUGCUGGAUAUCAGCUCCAGCUCUCCCCAAACAGAGUCGAAAGGUUCACAGGAAACAGAGCGUGAGGACAGGACCGUCCACCUGGAGAAGCCGCCGUAUUCAUACGUGGCUCUGAUUGCGAUGGCAAUCAAAGAGAGCCAGGAUAAGAGGACGACUCUGAGCGGGAUUUAUGAGUACAUCAUAUCAAAGUUUCCAUACUACGAGAAGAACAAGAAAGGAUGGCAAAACAGCAUUCGGCACAAUUUGUCUCUUAAUGAGUGCUUCAUCAAGGUCCCGAGGGACAGCGGGGGGGACAGGAAGGGCAACUACUGGAUGCUGGACCCGGCUUUUGAGGACAUGUUCGAGAAAGGGAACUACCGGCGCCGGAGGAGGGUGAGGAGACCCUACAGACCCGCAGGCCUGCCUUACCUGACAGGAAACCCUAUGGAGUAUCCAGAGUCUCUCUACCUUCAGUCGUAUGUGAGCGGCGCCUGGGCGAGUGGGUACCCUGCGCCCCAGGUCGUCUCCGGAUCCACCCGCGGACUGCCCAUCGGCGGUUCCUACUGCCCGCCGCCGCACUUCCAUCCCUCCGUUUACGGGGCCUACCAACAUCGCCACCCGCCCGUGCUGGUUCCACACAACGGGUACCCUUACGGAGGAGUGACCCAGCCGGUGAGCCCGGACGGAAGCACGGUGUCUGUGCCUGGCCCGCAGUUCACUUCCUACUCACGGCAAGCGGAGUCGCCGCUGGUUUAUUUCUCGGAGCAGUGAGGACUGCAGGCUUUCUGACUGGUGGCCGCCGGUUCACAGAUUCACGGUUCAUGUGCUUCACUAUUUCAGGUCAGCUGGCCGUCGUUCAUCAAGUACGUUAAAUUUACUGUUUGAUGGUUGAAUUAGUUAGAUCACACUUUGAAACGUUAGCUCUUACACAUUUGUAAGAUGUCUGUCUUUUUUUUUUUUUUUUUUAGACGCUGGUUUCAAAGAGACAAUAACAGAUUUGAUUGAGGUUGUUCAAAAUUAAAUAGAUUAAGCUGCCAGAACGACAUGAGAUAAAUACAGAUAUUUUUUUUUUACAGUUGUGUAAGGAAAAUGUUGUCAGCCUACAUAUUUUAUUAACUUUUAUUUUUGUAUCUAGAAAACGCUGAAAUAGGCUGUUUAUGUACGUUAUUUACUGAUUUUUUUAUUGUUCUAAUUCUUUGAGCUGCUACAUUAUUGAUGACACUGAUGCACUGACUCGUUUAUAUUGUUUAAAUUGUGAAUGUUUCA
This is a messenger RNA of Poecilia reticulata (guppy), 1376 nucleotides long. RefSeq names its product forkhead box L2-like (gene foxl2l). The record is from RefSeq and is a predicted model, not a curated record. NCBI's taxonomy places the organism in Eukaryota, Metazoa, Chordata, Actinopteri, Cyprinodontiformes, Poeciliidae. Gene Ontology annotation, biological process: cell differentiation; regulation of transcription by RNA polymerase II; anatomical structure morphogenesis. Gene Ontology annotation, molecular function: DNA-binding transcription factor activity, RNA polymerase II-specific; RNA polymerase II cis-regulatory region sequence-specific DNA binding.